AUGGCGCCGAUUCCCAUCACCAUCAUCACCGGCUUCCUCGGUUCCGGUAAGACGACGCUGAUCCUCAACCUCCUCCCCCAGCUCAAGGCCGCAAACCCGUCGUAUAAGCUCGCCCUCCUAAAGAACGAGUUCGGUGACCUGGCAGUCGACUCACAGCUGGCCUCCUCCAACGCCAUCUCGGGCGUGCAGGAGCUCCUCAACGGCUGCAUCUGCUGCAACCUCGUCGGCCAGCUGAGUGUCGCCCUCGCCGAGUUGCACUCGACCGUCCGCCCGGAUCGCAUUGUAAUCGAGACAAGUGGCUCCGCCUUCCCCGCAACCCUGGCCCUCGAGGUCAAUCGCCUCGCCCGCGAGACGGGCAACUAUACCCUCGACGGAGUCGUCAGUGUCAUCGAUACGGAGAACUGGAAGGGCUACGAGGACACAAGCUACACGGCGCGCAUCCAAGCCAAGUAUACGGACCUGAUCGUCUUCAACAAGUGGGAGCUGUGUUCCGAGGACCGCUUUGAUGAGGUCCUCGACCGGGUUGGCGAUCUUGAGGUCGACAUCCCGUGGGUCAAGAGCAAGAAGGGCUGGGUUGGCGCCGACCUCGUCUUUGGCGUAGAUGGCGGUCUCGCCCAGGGCUUGACGGAGGACCACGCACACGAUCACGACCACAAGGGAGAUUACCACUCGCACGACCACCAGACAGAGGUCGAGGUUUUGUCGGUUGAGCUAAAAGGGCCCAAAGAUGCUGCCGUCAACGCGGACAAGCUGCAGAGCCUCCUGCGCGCGGCGCCGAAGGACGAGGUGUACCGUAUCAAGGCUGUUCUGACGGCGUCGUCGACCGUCAGAGACUCCGACGAAGACGCCCAGAUCCCCACACCGCCCCACCCCAAGUCGCGGUAUAUCCUCAACUGGGCGUUUGGCCGCUGGACAUUCACCCCUCUUACGGAGGGCAGUGCCGAGCACGUUUCCAGUCAAGGGACUCUUCUGCGUAUGACGAUGAUUCUAGGGCGGUAUGAGAGCAACAAGUGGAAGAAGAAGCUCGAGACGGGCUCGUUCUUGGAGGUCGAGGGUGGCGAGGGCGAGUUGGUGGUUUCGAAGAUUCUAUGA
Colletotrichum graminicola M1.001 is the source of this 1092-nucleotide messenger RNA. RefSeq names its product CobW/HypB/UreG. NCBI's taxonomy places the organism in Eukaryota, Fungi, Ascomycota, Sordariomycetes, Glomerellales, Glomerellaceae. Gene Ontology annotation, cellular component: cytoplasm. The record is from RefSeq and is a predicted model, not a curated record. The transcript has a single exon. Bases 1 to 1092 code for a protein of 363 amino acids.